GGCGUCAUGGCAGGGCGGCGGCGGCGCGCGGCGCGCUGCGCGGGGGGAGGGAGCGGGUCACCAUCAUGGCGGCUUCCAUUUCGGGCUAUACGUUCAGCUCCCUGUGUUACCACAGCAGUAACAGCGACUCGGAUCACGAAGGUUUCCUGCUGGGGGAAGUGAGACAGGAGGAGUCUUUCUCUAUAAGUGAUUCUCAGAUCAGUAACACAGAACUGCUCCAAGUUAUAGAGAUCCAUAGGCAUGAACCAUGUACAAAACUUUUCAGUUUCUACGAUUACGCUGGCACAGUCAAUGAGGAAAGUCUUGAUCGAAUUCUCAAGGACAGACGGAAAAACGUGAUUGGCUGGUACAAGUUUCGGAGGAACACCCAGCAGCAGAUGUCCUAUAGAGAACAAAUUUUGCACAAACAGCUGACUCACCUCCUUGGGGUGCCUGACCUCGUCUUCCUGCUCAUCAGCUUCAUUUCCACUGCCAACACCUCCACUCAUGCCUUGGAAUAUGUGCUUUUUAGGCCUAAUCGCAAGUUUAACCAGAGAGUCUCUCUUACAAUUCCCAACUUGGGCACAACCAGUCAGCAGGAAUAUAAAGUAACAUCAGUGCCAAACACCUCUCAGAACUAUGCCAAAGUGAUCAAAGAACAUGGUACCAAUUUUUUUGAUAAAGAUGGUGUAAUGAAGGACAUCCGAUUAAUUUAUCAGGUUUACAAUGCUUUACAGGAGAAGGUGCAGGCGGUGUGUGAAGAGGUAGAGAAGAGUGAGAGGGUUGUGGAGUCUCACCAGGCAGAAGUAGACGAGUUGCGAGCUCAGAUUUGCAAGAGGAAGGCGGAAAAACUUUGCAGGGAAAAUCUGCGCCAGUCCAUGCUAAUCCAGACAGAAGUGCCUGCAGAGAGUAUGGGAACAUCUGGGGACUGUGUAGGCACCACCUCUAGGCCACAAGAACUUCUUCCUCCUGCCUACUCAGAAGAGAGUAUCAGUGCAGACGAUGGUGUGGACAGCACACCCGACAUGCCAAGGCCGCAGGCUGUGGGGUCCUCUUGCCAUCUCCUCCAAGAGGUGAAAGACCACAUGGCAGUAGCCUCUAAGACACCCGUGAAUGAAGACACAGAUGAAUCACAAAGCGAAUAUCAAAAGUCACAGCACCGUUCAGAGUCCCCUGACAGUGAGAUGGCAGAGGAGCAGCCUUACCAUCCUGCCACUUCACAGCCAGACGGAGAGCUGGCACAGCACUGACUGUCUCCCUCAUGGCUAAAACCCGUACUUGGGAUUCUGGCGGGGGAACGUGGAAUGUAAGCAAUGUGGAGCUGGAAAGGAGUCUCUCAGCUGCCUAUGUGUGGGUCUUUUACUCCCGUCAGCUUCCAGUACUCGCUGAUCUCUGCGGAGCUGACGGAGUACACUGAGCUGCUUGUUGUAUAUCUCAUGUAUAUUUUGAGCCAGUACUUUCAACCUCAUGAAGGCAUUGUGUAGAUUAAAGGGAUUAUUAGGUUAACAAGGGAGGCGGGAUAUCCAGCAGGUCACAGCCUGUGGUUUAUUUUAUUUUUAUUUUUUUUAUUAUUAUUUGCUUGAAAUUUUUUCUAAAGAUAUUUAAAACCUCAACUGCCAAAUGGAUAUUAUCCAGUGCAGUCAUAGGGGGGUGGAUUUAUUGUCACUGACCAUUCACUAUAUAUUUAUCCCUUCCCCCUCUCCGGUUCUCUGUUUGCUCUGCAUCGCAACUUCAAAUUCUACUAAAUUGCACAUUCUAGCUCUCAGUCCCUCUUCUUUUGUAUAGAUGUGGGAUUUUCUAGGGGCCUUUUAUAUCCCCCUAACGAGUCAAGCAUUCUAUUUGAACAUAUCACUGCUUACUGUGGGUGCUGCAAGAACCACCUCUCCCUCAUAUACAACCUUUUAACCAACCUCAUCAUUUAACCACUGUCAAAGCUGUGAAAGCUAAAGUGUCCGCACAUUUAGGAGACGCGUUUCGCUUGGAAGUCAGGCUGGACAGUUCUGUGGGCUGCAGAUCCUGACCCCGCACAAGCUUUUAGGACACUCUGCAAGCAGCUUUUCCCUCAUGCGAUAGCUAGCACAUGGUCAUGUGACUCUGUCGCACGGACAAUGGAUCUGUUGAUGAGCUGCAUAGCACUUCAAUCACCGUCUAAUUUAUUCCCCACAUGAAAGCAUUAAUAUUCGCUACAACUUCUUACCCUCUAAACUUCUGUGACGUGACAGCAAGUACAGUGGUUUUAAUUGUUUAUAAUUAGCUGCACUUUUUUUUUUGUUUUGUUUUAAUUAAUUUACUAAAUCGAUAAAAAUGCCCCUUGAAUCUUUGAAAGCGGCAACUAAUACUGUGGACUGAGGUUGCUCGAUCCUUGAAACGGACAAAACAAGUACAGGAAUGGAUAUAGUGGGGGAAUGGGGUCACUGCUGGCUAUUUCGCUGAACUAUAUUCUGCUGGCCUGUCGAGCUGGCCAUGAAGAUGUCACGUUUACUGCCGAUUAUUACGUCUGCCGGGAAAUCUAACGGAAAACCUGUGUUAGUGUCUGAACGGUGCGCACAGUUUCAGCCUUAAGACUGGUACAAAUCAAAUAUAAUAAACGUGCUUUAGUUUAUCGAACCUUA
Pseudophryne corroboree (corroboree frog) is the source of this 2591-nucleotide messenger RNA. RefSeq names its product abraxas 2, BRISC complex subunit (gene ABRAXAS2). The transcript has 9 exons. The coding region runs from base 66 to 1229 and encodes 387 amino acids. Gene Ontology annotation, cellular component: nucleus. NCBI's taxonomy places the organism in Eukaryota, Metazoa, Chordata, Amphibia, Anura, Myobatrachidae. Gene Ontology annotation, molecular function: microtubule binding; polyubiquitin modification-dependent protein binding. The record is from RefSeq and is a predicted model, not a curated record. Gene Ontology annotation, biological process: mitotic spindle assembly; protein K63-linked deubiquitination; attachment of spindle microtubules to kinetochore.